AUGGUUUUAAGUUUUAAUUUUAUCACUCAGAAUAAAUUUUGGUUUUUUAUUUAUUUUAUUUUUUAUAUUAACGGAAUACAUUACUAUCAAUCAGUUUAUAAAUAUAAGGAACAUGUUAAGAACAUACCAGUUGUUGCCUUUAAUCCUAAAAGUGUAUUUUUAAAUAAUAAAGUUAAUGAAAGAAAAAAAAAUUUAUAUAUAUAUAAUAUAAAAUAUAACAAUUGUUGUUAUUUUACUAUAACUGGUGUAAUAAAUGGUUUUCCCAAAAGAAUUUCCAAGAAUUAUUUAAUUUCUAAAAAAAGGGAAAAAGAAAUUAUCCUUAAUAAUUUUGGAUAUAAAAAAAACUUUUUUUUUCUUCCUUUAUUAAAAAUAAAUGAUAAGUGUGACAAAAAUGAUGGUCAUAGGGAUGAAUAUUUUUGUCCUUUAUCCAAAAUAAGGAAUGUAUAUAAAUUUAGAAAAUGUCGUAUUAAUUUCCUUGAAAAUAAUAAUGAUAAACAAAAUAUAGAAGAAGAAAAAAAAAAAAAAAAGUUGAUAGAAAAGAAAAAAGAAUUAUUUUUGAAUGAUAAUAUUGAAAAGAAAUAUUUAUCAAUUGAUUAUAUUGAUGAAAAAAAUGAAACUAGUGACAUUUUAUUAAAAAUACAUAUAAAAAGUAAAUUGAGAGAAUAUUAUUAUGAUUUAUGUGUAAAGGAAUAUAAAGAAAAGAAACUUUUGGAAAAUAAAUAUGAAUAUUCCUAUUUAAAUGAUGUACCGAUUAAUAAUUUAAUAAAUUAUAUAGAUAAAAAUGAAUAUAUGAAAAUUUUCUUAAAAUAUGUUAAUGAUGAUAUUAUCAAAGUUUAUAAAAGUAUAAAAGGUUUACAUUUAAUAGGAUCUCCUAGAUUAUUAAAUAAUGUUGAUCAUUUGUGUAUAACUAAAUUUGAUGAUAUUCUUUUAAAAUUUUCUAUUGAUAAAUAUCCAACCAUUAUAUUUCAAAAACCUUACAUUAAUUUAGAUAUAGAAGUAAAAAUUCCACCAUAUGAAAAAGGUACAGCUUUUAAAGAAUUCUUAAAAACUCUUGAAAACAAAAAUGAUGUUAUAGAAGAAACGGAUGAAAACCACAAGGUUGAGUGGAAUAAUGAUGUUCAAGUAAAUGUGUCAAGAGGAUGGGUAUAUAAUUUUAGUAAUGUAUAUUAUGAUGAAUAUUGUAAAAUGGAUCAUACACAAAAUGGGGAUACACCUUCUGAUGGAAUGGAAAAUAACGAAAAAGUAGAAAAAAAAGAGAACAAACAAGAAAGCUCACAAAAAUUAAGCAAAUUAGAAAAAGAAAGGAAACAAACACAACAUUUAAAUGAAGAAGAUAAAAAAGAAACACAAAGUUUAAAUGAACAAGAUAAAAAAGAAACACAAAGUUUAAAUGAAGAAGAUAAAAAAGAAACACAAAGUUUAAAUGAAGAAGAUAAAAAAGAAACACAAAGUUUAAAUACAAAUGAAGAACAAAUUAUUAUUAGUAAUUAUGAAAAGAAUUUUUCUCAAAAUAAUAAAAUUAACAACAUGAUCGAUAUAGAUAAAGAUGAAGAAAACUUUAUCAAUAAUUCAGAUAAUUAUAUAGAACAGAAUUCAACAAAUGAUGAUAAUGAUGAAAAGUUAUUUAAUGAUUCUUAUGAAAAUAAAAGUUAUUAUGAAUUUUUGAGAAAUGCAGAUUUUACAAAUUAUUUUAGACAAGGAUAUCAAUUACCUAAUGAUAUUAUUUCAAUGAAUAAUGAAACUAUAUCAGUAAAAGAAAAUUUCAAUCCUUUAGGAUUUAAUGAAUCUUUAUUAGGUAUGGGUAAAAAUGAACAAAAAAAUAUUACUGUAUAUAUACCUGUUAAUUUAUUUAAAGAGUACUUUCAAAAAGAACAAGAGGGAUUUGAAAAAAGGAAAAAGAAAAAAGAAGAAGAUUUUGAUGAAAAAAUUAUUAAUCUAAAAGAAAUAGAUAAGGAUAGUAUCACGAAAUUUAGAGAAAUUAUAUAUACGGAAAUUAAAAAAUUGAAAAAUAAUCGAUUUUUACAAAAAAUUGAAAAUAUCCUAAAAGGUAAUGAAAAUAAAUUUGUUGAUAGAGAUACGCUAGAAAAGUCUUUGAAAAAGAACGAAAACGAGAAAGAUGAGAUUAAUGAUGAUAAUAAAGAUGGACGGUUAGAUGGACAGUUAGAUGGACAGUUAGAUGGACAGUUAGAUGGACAAUUAGAUGGACAAACAAAAAGUGACAUUAAUAGUAAUGAUUAUUUUUACUUUAAAAAUAAUGAACAAAGCAUCGAUUCAAUUUUAAGUGAUAAUAAUAUUACUUAUGAUCAAGAAGAAGAUGAUAUAAAGGAAGUUGAAGAAAGAGAUGUAAAAGAAAAUGCAAAAGAUGAGUUAAAUAAAAUAGAUGAAGAAACUAAAGAAGAUGAUGUAGAGGGCCAAAGUGAAGAAAUUCAUUUUAAUAAAAACUUUGAUAAAUAUUUAAAAGAAUUAUUAAAAGAUGAUAUAAAUUCACUGGAUGAAAAACUAUACAAUAAAAAAGAGGAUAAAACAAAAGAACUUUUUCAAAAUUUAUAUGAUUUUAAUGAAGAAUAUAGCAAAGAUGAAGAUAUAAAUAUAAAUGAAAAUAAAGAUUCUAAUUUGGAUGAAAAUUUACAUGAUUAUAUACUAGGAGAAAGUGAUUUAAUAAAAUGUGUUUUAGAAAUACAAGUAUUAGAUAUAAAAAUAAGGAAAAAAGGAAAGGAAGAUGUAACAGAUUAUGUUUUGAAAAAAUAUAAUAAAACAAUGGAUGAAUUAUAUGAAGAUAUUGAAAGUAGAGCUAUGAAAGAUAUUCAGAGUAAAUGUGUUCAAGAAAGAAGAAUGGAAGCUUAUAAAAAGUUAAUGGAAAUAACAUCUUUAAAUAUACCUAUGACCUUAUUUCAUGCACAAGGAAAACGUUUAUAUAAUAGUUAUUUGAAUAAAAUGAAAAUGAAGAACGAUGAAAAUAAAGAAAAUAAAAUUUUAUGUUAUGAAGAAUAUAUAAAAAGAUCAGAAAAAGAAAUAUAUGAUCAAAUAAAAUUUUCUUUUAUAGUAAAAUCUAUAUUUCAAAAUUCUAAGUUACAAUUAAAUUAUGAAGAAAUUAUAAAAGAUGUUAUAAAAACAUUAAUUAAAACACCAACAAAUAAUAUAAAAUCUUUAAUAAAAAGAAUUUAUACUAUACAUCAAGCACAAUAUGUAUUAGAUUUUGUCUCUUUAAAUUCAAAUAUUUCUUUUCAUACAGAUGAUAAAUCAACUGUGAAUUUUUCAGUCAGUUUUAAAAAAGGAUCAGAAUAUUCAAAAGAUGAUUUUGUAAAUCAAGAUGAACAAUUAACUUAUAAUACUAAUAACCAUAUUACAAAUGAUAAUAAGAAAAUGGAUCAUAAUAAUAAACUUACAAGUAAUAUUAAUUCAUUAGAAGAAAACGAUGUAAAAAUAAACCAAGAUAAAAAUAUUCAUAUUUUAAAUAAUAACGAAAACACAAAAGAAGAAAAUAAAAUUUUUCAUUUCAAAGAUGAAUCAAAUUUUGUAGUUGAAAAGAAAAAGGAAAAUAAUGAAAAUAUUCAAUACGAAUAUUUUACUUUUAAAAAAGGUGCCAAUUAUACAAAAUAUUUUCAAGAUAAUAAUGUACAUAACAAUCAUAAAAAAUAA
Molecule: messenger RNA, 3639 nt
Organism: Plasmodium adleri (nom. inval.)
Lineage: Eukaryota; Apicomplexa; Aconoidasida; Haemosporida; Plasmodiidae
Product: conserved Plasmodium protein, unknown function
Exons: 1
Coding region: 1-3639 (1212 amino acids)
Biological process (GO): protein unfolding; 'de novo' cotranslational protein folding; protein transport
Molecular function (GO): ribosome binding; peptidyl-prolyl cis-trans isomerase activity; protein folding chaperone
Source: RefSeq, a predicted model, not a curated record